Molecule: messenger RNA, 4617 nt
Organism: Pan troglodytes (chimpanzee)
Lineage: Eukaryota; Metazoa; Chordata; Mammalia; Primates; Hominidae
Gene: DNAAF10
Product: dynein axonemal assembly factor 10
Exons: 8
Coding region: 149-1015 (288 amino acids)
Molecular function (GO): protein binding
Source: RefSeq, a predicted model, not a curated record
GGGAUAACUACAGCCAACAUGCCAGGGCAUCGGGGCAGAAUACGGAAAGCGGGAGGGACAAAUUGCCAAUGUUUGGAGUCUGGUUUCCAGGUUGCCGUUUUUGGGGGCUCUGGGUGUGGCGGUUGCCGUAGCUGAAAUUGGCUGCACCAUGUCGGCCUUCGAGAAGCCUCAGAUCAUCGCCCAUAUCCAGAAGGGCUUCAACUACACGGUGUUUGACUGUAAGUGGGUGCCCUGCAGCGCCAAAUUUGUGACCAUGGGCAACUUCGCACGGGGCACCGGCGUCAUUCAGCUGUACGAGAUCCAGCACGGGGACCUGAAGCUGCUUCGGGAGAUUGAAAAGGCCAAACCUAUUAAAUGUGGAACAUUUGGUGCAACAUCUUUACAGCAGAGAUAUUUAGCUACUGGAGAUUUUGGUGGAAACCUUCAUAUAUGGAAUUUAGAAGCUCCAGAGAUGCCAGUAUAUUCUGUAAAGGGCCAUAAAGAAAUUAUAAAUGCCAUAGAUGGCGUAGGUGGACUAGGAAUUGGAGAAGGAGCACCGGAAAUUGUGACUGGCAGCCGAGAUGGAACUGUGAAGGUGUGGGACCCAAGGCAAAAAGAUGAUCCUGUUGCUAAUAUGGAACCUGUACAAGGAGAAAACAAGAGAGACUGUUGGACUGUGGCAUUUGGCAAUGCUUAUAAUCAAGAAGAACGUGUUGUUUGUGCUGGCUAUGACAAUGGGGAUAUCAAACUAUUUGAUCUCAGAAAUAUGGCAUUACGGUGGGAGACAAACAUCAAAAAUGGGGUGUGUAGCUUGGAGUUUGACAGAAAAGACAUAAGUAUGAAUAAGUUAGUAGCCACAUCUCUGGAAGGAAAGUUCCAUGUUUUUGACAUGAGAACACAGCAUCCAACCAAAGGUUUUGCCUCUGUUUCAGAAAAGGCUCAUAAAUCUACUGUGUGGCAGGUCCGACACCUGCCGCAGAACAGGGAGCUCUUUCUGACAGCUGGAGGCGCCGGCGGCCUUCACCUCUGGAAGUAGUAUCGGUAGAAAAUCAAAGUGGAGCGUGAUACUCACGUUUGCAAAACAGCUGUGGAGCCAUGGACAGGGCAUAGUUCUAGGUGCUUUCAUUCAUCACCUCGUUACUCUACACGGCAACCUGGGGUGGUUGGUAUUAUCAGCCCCACCUUACAAGAGAGAAGUGAGGCAGCUGAAGUUCUAACCCUAUCAAUUCUGGUAAAGAGCACCACAGAGAAACCAAAAUAUGGUUAAAAGCUUUGUGAGGAGAUAGACAGCAGUAUACUUACGACAGGCGACAGGAUGACAGGAGUCACCUGCUCUGAGAGAACGCUUGUGACCCUGGAGCGCUCAGUUUGGCCCACCCAGGGCUAGAAGCUGCCUUUGUUAUUCAAGGACUCUGGGUUUCACACAAAUGGCAUGUCCUUUGGUGGGGGCUGAGAGCCCCGUAGAAAUGGAUCAUUACCAUCAGAAGCGAUGCCUUAGCACCCACAUGUGCUAGAUUCAUUAGAAUAACCUGCAUCCCCCCAGUCCCUGCAAAGUGAGAUGGCUGGGUUCAAACAAGGUUCUGUAAAAGUUAGAUGUUUGGGUCUGACAAACCAUACUGAUGGGAGUUUCAUAAAAUAGAUCAACUCACUGGAUAGACAUCAACUAUGUAAAGGAAGUAAGGUGUUGUGUUUACAAUGACUCUUUUCCUAAAACAUAGAUUAAGCUUCCAUAAGUUUGCUUUGACAGUGGUAAAAUGCAAUUGCCAGAGGUUGAGCCAGCUAAUCAAUGUAAUCUCUGUGCUCCUUUAAACACAAGGAAUUGUUCUUUUCAUAGUUCAGCCCUGCUCCGAUGACUUCGCUAUUCCCCUUCGAAUGAAUGUGUAGGCUAAACACAUGCAGCUUAACUUUGUGUGAUACACACUAUUAGAUAAGCACAGAGGGUCAGGAUCUCAUUAAGAUGGGGUGGGUUGGAGAAGCCAUUUCCACUUGACAUCAUAAUAGCAUUAGAUUGGAAAAGUUAUUCAGAUCCAUGCAGAGGACACAUGGACUUCAUUCAAACCCAGUAAGUCUGGCUGUUUGAAACAGAUUCCUUUAAGGAGUCUAUCCUGUUUGUUUAUUUGGUAUGUAGUACUACAUAUCAAACCCUAGAAAAGGAAAAAAAAAACAUUGGAAGUAUUUAGUAAAGUGGAGCCAAAAGAGAAAGAGCAGAAAACAAAAGGUGCACCAUGAAAAGAAAGGUAAAGACAAGGACAAAAAGUAGGAGAAAGUAAAAAUAUUUCUGUUUAAAUUUGUUAAUUUAUAUUUUUAACCUACUUCAGGCCUGAAGUUCUGCUAUAGCCCAGGAUAUUUAUUCCAAAGAUAAAUGAAUAAGAUUGACUUAUUUAUAUAGUCUCUCUCUGUCUUUUUUUUUUUUUUUUUUGUGACGGGGUCUGGCUCUGUUGCCCAGGCUGGAGUGCAGUGGCAGAUCUCAGCUCAUUGCAACCUCUGGACCUCCUGGGCUCAAGUGAUCCUCCCACCUCAGCCUCCCCAGUAGCUGGGACUACAGGACUACAGGCAUGAGCUACCACGCCUGGCUAAAUUUUUUUUUUUUUUUGUAGAGACAAAAGUUUUACCAUGUUGCCCAGGCUGGUCUUGAACUGAGUUCAAGCAAUUUGCAUGCCUCAGCCUCCUAAAAUGCUGAGAUUACAGGUGUAAGCCACUGCACUUGGCCUAUAGUCUCAUUUUAAAGACAUAUUUUCUAGUAGCUUUUUCAACAUUCGCUCAAUGUGUCAUUUUCAUUACGAUUGUUCAUACUAUGUGAAACCCAAAUAGUAAGUUGAUCUUCAAGCCUUAAUAACUGAUUUCAAAUAAUUUUCCAAAUAGGCAAUGAUUUUUCUUACUGAAAACAUUUCCUCCAUUAUUUUCAGUAGUGAUCAAUAUCAGGGAAAGAACUUAUCUACAUCCUGAAACCAAAAAGAACUUAGGUCUGUUAAAUUCUGAUGAUCAGCAUAGAUGGCCACAGUUUAUUUAAAUACCAUAGAUCUUUGGGUCUCAAAGUGUUGUCCUGAACCAGGUGUCACUGUCACCUGGGAACUUGUCAGAAGUGAAAAUUCUCAGCAACCUGCCCCACACCUGAUGAAUCAGAAACUCUGGGGUGACAGGGCAGCAAGCUGUGUUGCAGCAAGCCCUCCGUGUUCUGGUGCGUGCUCGAGUUUGAGAACCACUGCAUUUUUGUAUUCUCAGUGGUGGUUUUAUUUUCUAACCACGUUGUUUCACUGCAUGGAUAAGGUAUACAAACCAGGUCAGCUGUAUUCUAGGAAGUUCAUCUAUUCUGCAAAGGCUGAAUACACCUUGCCCAAUGCUGCCUCUGAUGGGCAGUGGAAACCUGAAACCUGCAGAAUAUUUCUGGCAUACAGGUCAUAUUUUCCAUCAUUAUUCAAUACUUGCUUACUAAGGAUGAAUUUCCUUAACAUAAAUUUGAACAAAUUUAUUCCUUGAGAUGGUAGAUCCACUUAAAAGGGUGUAAAUGACAGUGCCAACAACAAUUAAAAGUACUUGCUUCACCUAACUAAAACAUAUGUGGUUUCUUGUAGCUGAAGCAGUCAUUUUUAAUGAGCUGAGUCUCUUCUUGGAAUCACAGUAUGAUACAGAAUAAAAAUGUAAAAGGGUCUUUAUUAUGUCCUCACUCUUGUAUGACAGAGUGUAAUGAAGACACUUUCAAAUAAAGGCUUUGAGAGUGUGCCAUUCAUAAACCCUCUCUGAAAGAGCUUCUAAAGGAUGUACUUUAUGAAGGACACUGAAUCCAGAAGGAAGAAAAGGGAUAAAAGAAAGCGUAACAACAGCAAUAACAACAACAACAAAUGUGUACUACCACAGCUACAGCAUUUUUGGAGAGACAACUGUCUUUCCCUUCUUAAAUUUCUCUCCACAAUCCCAAUGGUGGAAGUUUAAAUUUCAGACACAGAACAAUGUGCUACCAUUGAUUGAGCGUCUACUCUGUACCAGACUGUAAAGGAUUGUGAUAUCUAUGUGAACAUAUUGUGUGAAUCCCCAAAUAGUGACUUGAUCUUAUCUCAUUCAUGCUUCAUAAUCAACCUAUGGGGUAGGUAUUGUUUUAUACAUUUAGAAGCUGAAGCUGAGAGAAGUUAAGGAACUGGCCCAAGAUCACACAGCCAGGAGGCAGCAGGGUCAGGGUUUGACCCAGGCCUACCUGAUGAUAUUGCUCAGGUGUUUAACUGUCAGUCUAGCAAUGUCGAAGAUAACUAAGACUCCAAAUGCUAAGUAGCUUUUUGAAAUAAGCUGUAGAGCUCUUCUAUUUUUACUUAUUUAUUUUUUUUGAGACAGGGUCUUGCUCUGUCUCCCAGGCUACAGUGCAGUGGUUCAGUCUCGGCUCACUGUAGCCUCAACCUCCCAAGCUCAAGUGAUCCUUCUGCCUUAGCCUCCCAAGUAGCUGGGACUACAGGUGCCCACCACCACACUGGGCUAAUUUUUAAUUUUUAUUUUUUGUAGAGACUAUGUUUUGCUAUGUAGUCCAAGCUGGUCUUGAUCUCCUGAGCUCAAGCAAUUUGCCCAGCUCAGCCUCCCAAAGUGCUGCGAUUACGGGCGUGAGCCACUGUACCCAGCCAUGUAGAGCUAUUCUUGACCUCAUAUUGCUUUAUC